Molecule: messenger RNA, 3141 nt
Organism: Morchella importuna
Lineage: Eukaryota; Fungi; Ascomycota; Pezizomycetes; Pezizales; Morchellaceae
Exons: 6
Coding region: 1-3141 (1046 amino acids)
Biological process (GO): chorismate biosynthetic process
Molecular function (GO): shikimate 3-dehydrogenase (NADP+) activity; 3-dehydroquinate dehydratase activity; 3-phosphoshikimate 1-carboxyvinyltransferase activity
Source: RefSeq, a predicted model, not a curated record
AUGCCGCUGCUCACUGCCAUUCCACCCACAGUGCAGUCACUCAGUCCUCCCCACCCGAAUGCUCAGGUCCCAGUGAUGAUGGAUCACCAACACAGCCGUGCUAAUGCUGCAAAAAUUGGACACACAAUCGCAACACCACCACACGCAACCUCCCUUUGUCUCUCCUGCACCUCAGCAGUCAUCCUCCUCGACAUCGACAUCGACAUCGUCCUCCACCUCGACCACCUCGCCCAGACCCCCCCUCUCGCGCCCUACCUCAAUGAAACGGAAACUCGCAGAGGUCACAGGUUUCGACGGCCAUCUGCAGCCUCCACCCCCCCCCUCGCCUCCCCCAGAUCCAUGCCCGCCCCCCUCCCCCGCCACGGAAAGAUCCCGCCACUCAUGUCCGCCUCGCGCCCAAAGAGCUUCCGCGCCAACGCCUCCAUCGCGCUCAUUGGCCUGCGUGGGGUCGGAAAGUCUACCAUAGGUGUCAUCGUCUCCUCCACCCUCCGCCGCCGCCUCAUCGACGCCGACAUGCACUUCUUCCAGGACACGGGCAUGGCCGCCGCCCAGUACGCGACGGCCCACGGCUGGCCCGCAUACCGCGCAAAGGAGGCCGACAUCCUCGCCGACAUCCUGCGCGACCACGACACGGGCGCCGUCAUCGUGUGCUCGAGCGGGUGUGUCGAGAAGCCGGGCUCCCGCGCCCUGCUGCGCGAGUGGAUGGAGCGCCACCCCGUCGUGCAUAUCGUCCGGCACGAGAAGGAGGUCGAGGCAUACAUCAGCCCGCAACCGCCCGCUGCCGCACAGGGGCAGAUGCAGCUGCAGGUUCCGGGGGCAGCCGCCGGCCCGGUGUCGGCCUCGGCCCAGACGCUACGGAGACUGGCCGCAAGGAGGGAGCCGAUGUAUACCGUGUGCUCGAACUUUGAGUUUUACAACAUGUGGGACAAGCAGCUGCAAGCCACGAGCGGAAAGUCCUCGCCCUCGUCCCCGACGUUGAAGAAGGUCGAGCAGGACUUUCUCAGGCUGCUCAACUUUGCCUUCCAGCAGGAGAUGGCGCCGUUGAUUGUGUGGGACCGAAACAGCCCUCACCCGGCCUCUGCGGCUGCGUCGACGGCGCUCGAGGAUAGAUUGUAUGCCUAUGCCCUUGUGCUGCCUCCCAGCGCCUCUUUCGGCCCCAUUGACGGCGGCCGCAUUGACAUUGACGAGCUGGGCGCGACGGUGGAGGCGUUUGACCUGAGGAUCGACCAUCUGCUCCACUCGGGGAUGCCCGUCGGGGACAACCCGGCCACCCUCCGGUUCGUGAGCGAGCAGUUUGCCCAUGUCCGGAGACAGUCCCACCUCCCCAUCAUCUACCAUGUGGGCACAGCCAACGAGGACGGAUCGUACCCUGCGCAGCCCACCGAUGCCAGGGGCGAGGACGACUACUUUAACCUUCUCCACCACGGCCUCCGCCUGGGCGCCGAGUAUCUCGUCGUGGAGCUGCAGUUCAGCGACCAGCGAAUCCGCGAGCUGGUGGCGUCGAGAGGCGCAACCAAGAUCAUUGGCUCGUACCACGAAAACUCGGGCGCGGUGGGCUGGGGCAGCCCGGAGCGAAUGAAGAUGUACGACCGCGCCGCGCAGCUGGGCUGCAACAUUGCCCGCCUGACGCAGCGGGCCACGAGCCAGGGCGACAACUUUGCCGCGAUCUCCUUUAGCUGGGAGGUCAAGCGGCGGCGCGACGCAGCAGCGGCCACCGCGCAGCGGCAGCCAAGUAGUAGCAGCCUGCCCCCCCUGAUCGCCUUCAACACGGGGAAGCUGGGGCGCAUGUCGCGGUUCAUGAACCGGGUGCUGUCGCCCGUCACGCACCCGCGCCUCGUCGAGUACCAGAAGGAGCAGCAGAUGACCGUCGACGAGGAGGACGCCAUCACGCCGCGGGAGGCGCUGAUUGCAAUCCACGCGUGCUCGCAGGCGGCGUCGAUCAACGAGCUGCUGCACAUUGUGCAGGACCCAAACUUUGGCGGCGCCUCGGUCACGCUCCCGUUCAAGCUCGAGAUCAUCCCGCUGCUGCACAGCAUCUCGGACCACGCCCGCGCAAUCGGCGCCGUCAACACAAUCAUCCCCAUCGACACUGACCACCGCGGCGGGGGGAGGGCGCACCCGGGCCUGCACGGCGACAACACGGACUGGAUCGGCAUCCGCACGUGCACGCUGCGCUACCUCACCCCCGUCAACGCCAUCACAGCCCGCACCAGCGCGCUCGUCGUCGGCGCUGGCGGGAUGGCCCGCGCGGCAGUCUACGCGCUGCAGAAGCUCGGCGUCGAAAACAUAUUCAUCUACGGCCGCUCCGUCAACCGCGCCGCCGACCUCGCGCAAUACUUCAACUGCCGGUCACGCAGCAGCAGUCUGGCCGUGCCGUCCACCACGGACUCCCCCGAGGCGGCAUCAAACGCCAGCAGCCCUACUAACGCCGCCAACAGGAGCACCGUGCGCGUGCUGCCGUCGCUCGAGCACCGCUGGCCGGAGGACUUUUGGCUGCCCAGCAUCGUGGUCAGCUGCAUCCCCGCCCACAGCAUCCAGGGCGCGCCCCCCGCAAACUUUACCCUCCCGGAGGCGUGGCUGGCGUCGCCGACGGGCGGCGUCUGCGUCGAGCUCGCGUAUAAGCCGCGCGUCACGCCGCUGCUGCGGCAGGUGCGCGCGCUGGCGCAUAGGGGGUGGAUCGGCGUGGAUGGAUUGGAGGUGCUGCCGGAGCAGGGGUAUGCGCAGUUUGAGAUGUUUUUGGGGAGGCAGGCGCCGAGGAGGGUGAUGAGGGAGGCGGUGGAGGCGGCGUAUGAGGAGGCGAGGAGGGCGAGUGCGGAGAGUGCGGCGAGGUCGGGGGCGGCGGGGCCGGCGAGUGAGGGGGAGUUGGGGGAGGGAGGUCAAGCAGGGACUGAGAGGGUGGGGUUGGGGGUGGAGGGAUGGAGGGGCGAGGGCGAGGGGGAGGUGCGUCAUGCCGUGUCACUCGAAACCAUAUAUACUUACCCCACAACCCGGUGGAUGUCUUUCGUAGAGAACCUGCAUUCUGGUACGUGGGAUACAGGUGACAGCUCUCCACAUACGCCUGGUCCGAUGACAAUGUCCUCCUUUGGUAUAUAUAUCAGGCCGGCAACGCAGCUAGCAAGAAUACGGUGUUCUCCUCCGUAA